CGUCCCCACCCCUGCCCCGAGUGCGGGAAGACCUUCGGCCGCCUGACCCACCUGCGGACCCACCUGCGGACGCACACGGGGGCGAAGCCCUUCGGCUGCGGCGCCUGCGGGAAGCGCUUCGGCCACUUGUCCACGCUGACCACGCACCGGCGCCUGCACACCGGGGAGCGGCCCUACGGCUGCUCCGCCUGCGGCAAGAGCUUCACCAACCCCUCGGACCUGGGCAAGCACCGGCGCUCGCACACGGGGGAGCGGCCCUACCCCUGCCCGGCCUGCGGGAAGCGCUUCAGCCAGCAGUCCAACCUGGCCAUGCACCGGCGCAGCCACACGCAGGAGCGGCCCUACCCCUGCGCGCUCUGCGGGAAGAGCUUCAAGUACCUGGCGGACCUGACGGUGCACGGCAGGUCCCACACCGGGGAACGGCCCUUCCCCUGCCCGGCCUGCGGGAAGAGCUUCAGCAACAAGUCGUCGCUGGCGCGGCACGGCCGGAUCCACGCCCGGGCGGCCGGCAGGGACAAGUGA
Molecule: messenger RNA, 522 nt
Organism: Lepidothrix coronata (blue-crowned manakin)
Lineage: Eukaryota; Metazoa; Chordata; Aves; Passeriformes; Pipridae
Product: oocyte zinc finger protein XlCOF19-like
Exons: 1
Biological process (GO): regulation of transcription by RNA polymerase II
Molecular function (GO): RNA polymerase II cis-regulatory region sequence-specific DNA binding; DNA-binding transcription factor activity, RNA polymerase II-specific
Source: RefSeq, a predicted model, not a curated record